AUGACCAAGCAGUUGCCGCUGCCGCCGCGCUUCUUCAAGUGCCCGGAGCUCUCGGAGCGCGAGGAGCACUACCUCGUGGGCAAGGCCAAGGAUUCGGCCAAAGCCUUAGUGGACGCCACGCGCAACAAUGAAGGGCCCGUGCGCUGGGAGGAGGCCGGCAUGCACCGCGGCGUGCAGAUGUACAAGGGCGAGGCCCGCUACCCGGAGAGCGUCGUGGGCGAGGCCAUCACGUACGGCUGCGGGGCCACCACGAUCCAGUCCACGCUGGACGAGGUGGCCGACUUCUUCGACCUGUCGACGGACGCCAAGGUCAAGCAGUUCGUCGAGUUCAACGACGACAUGCUGGACGCGCAGCUGCUGUACGUGAUCCGGGACCCGGCCGUGCUGAACGACCCCAAGUACCACUCGCGCAACACCCGCAGCGGCUCGAGCAAGAUGCUCAACGCCAACCAGGUCACGGUCAAGUGGUUCGCGUCCGAGCUGCCGUCCAAGCUGCUCAAGAACCGCGACUUCCUCACGGUCGAGUGCCAGAGCACCUUCAUGGACGUCAGCGGCCGGCGCGGCUGGGUGCGGUCCUACCACUCCAUCAAGCUGCCGUGCUGCCCCGAGCUCAGCGACUACAGCCUGGUGCGCGGCAGCGUGUACCACACGGGCCACGUCUUCGUCGAGAGCGAGCGGCCCGGCUUCCUCGACGUCAUUUACAGCGCACAGGUCAACAUGAAGGGCAAGGUGCCGACGCCGCUGUUCAUGACUAUCCAGAAGAAGCGGUUGUCCAACAUCGCCGACCUGCAGCGCAUGAUCACGCGCCGACGACUCGGAGCCCAGCGCUUCCUCGGCGACCUGGAGCUCGUGCCCAAGAGCCAACGCACGCGCUGCAACUUGUGCUCGCAUAAGUUCGGCCUGAUCACGCGCAAGGCGCGCUGCCGCAAGUGCGGCGAAGUGGUCUGCUCGUCCGCGUGUAGUACGGAGUGGGAGGUGUCGAUCCCCGGCCAGGGCGUUAGGAAGGUGCGCGUGUGCUCCAAGUGCGCGCAGCACACAGACCCGUCGGUCUUCGAGGACAUCCCGCCCAGCCAGCAGUACUCCGACAGCAACAGCGCCCACGACGAUGAGCCGCCUCUGAUGAGCGUGCGCGCCCCAGGCUACCAGUAUGAGUGCUACAACAGAAGCGACACGGGCUCGCCUACUACGCGCAGCGCGCGCCGUCCGCCCAGCUACGGCCAGCCCAGUCUCGACAGCGAAGAGUACGAGAACGGCUACCGUCGACAGAACUCUGGCCGACGAGGGCCACACAAUGACAGCUACGAAGAGAGGUACAGCCAGAACGACAGCUACGAGGACCCGGACCCGGAGUACCCGCGCACAGUCGAGAUGCCCAGCGCUGAAUACGGCGGACUCAGCCUCGACUCGGAUCGCUACACGAACGACUCGGCCGAGUACGACGACUACCCUCCGUCCAACAGGAGGCACCGCGAGGACAGCAGGAAGUACGACCCGCGCAACCCGGACAUGUACGACCACGAGACGUACGGUAUGUCUCCCCCACAGCACCGCGACCAGGAGCAGAGGCGAGCACUGCAGCGCCAGCAGCGUGCGUUGCAACAGCGUCAGGACAAGCAGCGUCUGUUGAAGCGCCAGCAACAGCAGCAGGAAGCGCUCAUGCGCCGUCGCCAGCAGCAGCAGACGGAGGAGUACGACAACUACCGAGAGGAGCUCGAGGUGUCGUUCAACAGCAGCGAGUUUAGCCAGUCGAACCACAGCGGGGCCAGUUCGGAAGCGCCGUCCUUCCUCACCUCCAGUCUGCUGGCCCAGCACACGGAGCAAAUGGGCAAGCCUGGACCCGUCACGAAGAACGAGAGGGUUGCUGCCCGCCGUGCAGUGCAGCAGGAGCGCACAGAAAAACCGACCGAACGAGGCACGAGGCGUAAGAAGGAACCGGAGCACCGCCUUCCUCCGCCCGUGCUCCCUACCGAUCGGCCACUGACGCGGCUGGAGCAGAUGCAGGUGGCGCAAUGGGAGCAGCAGGAGGCCAUGUUCAAGAACCAUGCCAACGUCUUCGACGCGGAGUUUGAGGCCGUGGAGAUCCUGCCGUCGUACGUCUGUCGCCGACGAGGAAGCUCGGAAGGCUCCGGCCGACGCCGCGGCCCGGAGCUGCCGUCCUUCUUCCGCAGUCCGCACAGCAGCGCGCACUCGCAGGGCCAAGCAGCUCCACCGUUGGGCGACUCGAACCCGGCCAAGCUCUCGGGGAACAAGGUGCAGGCUGCCGACAAGUCAGGACAACGCACGGUGAGCGUAGCGGACGACGAAGACCGGCUAAACAACUCGGCAGGGCGUGACGACUCCAUCAACGGGCUGGCCAUCAACUUCGGCUCGCUGCUGCGUCCCGAGGACCUGCGUCCUACCGAGGAGAGCAUGUGUUUGUCGCUGGACUCGAGCGAUCUGGACCAGAGUGUCAUGGAUGACCUUAGUGCGGCCAACCCCGGUAAGGCCGGCGCUACGGACGCCAAGAACCGCGCGGACCUGUCCAAGGCCACCGUCGUGCGGCUGUACCAGCAGAUCCUGGAGCUGACCAACAAGAAGCACGAGUUAGAAGCGCAGCCCGAGUCGGACCCGACCGAGAGGAAGGAGAUAGCUCGGAAGCUGGACGAGCUCUACGAGAAGCUCAACGCGCAGGCGGAAAUGUAA
Phytophthora sojae is the source of this 2682-nucleotide messenger RNA. RefSeq lists its product as hypothetical. NCBI's taxonomy places the organism in Eukaryota, Oomycota, Peronosporomycetes, Peronosporales, Peronosporaceae. Gene Ontology annotation, molecular function: metal ion binding. Bases 1 to 2682 code for a protein of 893 amino acids. The record is from RefSeq and is a predicted model, not a curated record. The transcript has a single exon.